This is a messenger RNA of Coregonus sp. 'balchen', 12288 nucleotides long. The record is from the annotation of a GenBank genome assembly. Lineage: Eukaryota; Metazoa; Chordata; Actinopteri; Salmoniformes; Salmonidae.
AUGUUCAACAAGAAACCACGAAGAAACUUUAGGUAAAGGAAAGGAGAAUCGAGCGAUGAAGAUGAACAGAAGAACGGAGAGGGUGAUGACAUAAGUAAAACACAAGUUACCGCUGAUAGCAUAAAGCCCUCCAAGUUGCCGCAGAACAAGUCGGACUCGAGUGGUGCUGAAGACGUAGUGGAAGAUAGUGGACCGUUCGCUGUUACUAGACCGCCUAACAGCAAAGAGAACAAGGAUGGACGAAAGAAUAAAGAAAACGUGCUCAGCUUCUCUGACGACAAAGAAGGUAUGCUUUUACUUUUAUUUUUAUUUUAUUUUAUAAAUGUAAGCACCAUAGACUGUCACCCAGUACCUGGGCUCCUCAAGCCAAGGUACUGGUUCACAUAGACUGUAAAAAUAAGGUAAGUACAGGCCCCAGACAUUUCAAAUGUCAUUAAAUUUACUGUACGGUGGGCGGUGCAUCUACAUUCUUAUAUGGCUUCCCUCCUUGUGCCUUCUUACUUUGUAUUGAUCUGAAAACACAGGACAGAUGGCAGCAUUAUGUAAAAUAUCUACCAGGAUAUAUAUGUAUAAUAUCUUCCAGGAUUUUAUUUUCAGCUAUCCAGUUCCAUAGUGCAGGUGGAGGAAAGGAGAGGAACAAGGAGAGGGGUGAAUCAAUUGUAUUUCCUUGAUUCCUCACGUCGUCUGUCUUUGCCUCUUCAAAACACAUUGGAAGAGAAGAUCAGAGGGACCUCAGAUCUUCUGCUCCUAAUGUUUUGACACGGAGACGAGGAGGGAGGAUAUGAGGAAUCAAGAGAAUACAUUUGAGAUUCACCCCUCUCCUUAGCCAUACGGUGCAUUCGGAAAGUAUUCAGACACCUUGACUUUUUCCACAUUUUGUUACGUCACAGCCUUAUUCUAAAAUUGAUUCAAUGGUUUUUUUCUCUCCACAAUCUACACACAAUACCCCAUAAUGACAAAGCAAAAACAGGUUUACAAUAUCUUGCAAAUUUAUAAAUAAAAAAUGGAAAUAUCACAUUUUACAUAAGUAUUCAGACCCUGUACUCAGUACUUUGUUGAAGCACCUUUGGCAGCGAUUACAGCCUCGAGUCUUCUUGGGUAUGAUGCUUCUAGCUCGGCACAGCUGUAUUUGGGGAGUUUCUCCCAUUCUUCUCUGCAGAUCCUCUCAAGCUCUGUCAGGUUGGAUGGGGAGCAUCGCUGCACAGCUAUUUUCAGGUCUCUCCAGAGAUGUUGGAUCGGGUUCAAGUCCGGGCUCUGGCUGGGCCACUCAAGGGCAUUCAGAGACUUGUCCCGAAGCCACUCCUGCAUUGUCUUGGCUGUGUGCUUAGGGUCGUUGUCCUGUUGGAAGGUGAACCUUCGCCCCAGUCUGAGGUCCUGAGCGCUCUGGAGCAGGUUUUCAUCAAGGAUCUCUCUGUACUUUGCUCUGUUCAUCUUUCCCUCGAUCCGGACUAGUCUCCCAGUCCUUGCCGCUGAAAAACAUCCCCACAGCAUGAUGCUGCCACCACCACCAUUCUUCACCGUACCGUAGGCAUGGUGCCAGGUUUCCUCCAGAUGUGACGCUUGGCAUCCAGGCCAAAGAGUUCAAUCUUGGUUUCAUCAGACCAGAGAAUCUUGUUUCUCAUGGUCUGAGAGUCUUUAGGUGACUUUGGCAAACUCCAAGCGGGCUGUCAUGUGCCUUUUACUGAGGAGUGGCUUCCGUCUGGCCACUACCAUAAAGGCCUGAUUGGUGGAGUGCUGCAGAGAUGGUUGUCCUUCUGGAAGAUUCUCCAAUCUCCACAGAGGAACUCUGGAGCUCUGUCAGUGACCAUCAGGUUCUUGGUCACCUCCCUGACCAAGGCCCUUCUCCCCUGUUUGCUCAGUUUUGCUGGGCGGCCAGCUCUAGGAAGAGUCUUGGUGGUUCCAAACUUCUUCCAUGUAAGAAUGAUGGAGGCCAUUGUAUUCUUGGUACCCUUCCCCAGAUCUGUGCCUCGACACAAUCCUGUUUCAGAGCUCUAUGGACAAUUCCUUUGACCUCAUGGGUUGGUUUUUGCUUUGACAUGCACUGUCAACUGAGGGACCAUAUAUAGACAGGUGUGUGCCUUUCCAAAUCAUGUCCAAUCAAUUGAAUGUACCACAGGUGGACUCCAAUCAAGUUGUAAAAACAUCUCAAGGAUGAUCAAUGGAAACAGCAUGCACCUGAGCUAAAUUGCAAGUCUCAUAGCAAAGUGUCUGAAUACUUAUGUAAAUAAGGUAUUUCUGUUUUUUAUUUUUUUAAAUAAAUGUGCAAACAUUUCUAAACCAGUUUUUUUUUCACUUUGUCAUUAUGGGGUAUUGUGUGUAGAUUGAGGGGAAAUAAAUAUUUAAUCAAUUUUAGAAUAAGGCUAUAACGUGAAAAAGUGAAGGGGUCUGAAUACUUUCCAAAUGCACUAUACAUACCAAGGAAGGUCUUACAGGUGUCAAGAUUGGAAAACAAACCCACAUUAUAUCUCUAAAUGCAGAUAAUAUUUUACUAUUGAUUUCUAACCCAGAAACCUCUAUUCCCAUUCUUAUUGACUUAAUUAAGAGAUGUAGCUAUUUUUCUGGCCACAUAAUACAUUUUAAUAAAUCAGAAGCUAUGCCUCUACGGAGCUUGAGUGACAACAACAAUUUGAAUGACUUCCCGUUCAAUUGGACAAAAAAUGGUUUUGUUUAUCUUGGUUUAAACAUUUUGAAGGAACUUUACAACCUGUUUAACGGCUACUUUGCACCUGUACUUAUUAGGGCAGUUAAGGAAGACCUAGAUAGGUGGAUGGACAUGCCAUUUAUCAUGGUUGGGUAGAGUUAAUAUGAUUUAAAAAUUGUUUUCCCCAGACUGUAUCCUCUCCAUUAUAUAUAACGAAAAAUACUUUAAAUUAACUCAAAUACCUGUAAAUCCAAUGUAAAAAUAAAGAAAAACCCUUGAAUGAGUAGGUGUGUCCAAACUUUUGACUGGUCGUGUAGAUUAAAAUGAAAGCAGAAUUGUCUGAUACCUGUUGUAAGGAAAAAGGCACUCAUGGCCAUCUGUUUUGGACUUUAACCAGUACAAAUAGCCAUGGGUCCAUUCUUAUAGGAUAUAUGAACAUGCCCUCCAUCUCCAUUUUGACAUUUUCCCGCAAAACAGCAGUCUCAACGUCAACAGUGAAGAGGCGACUCCGGGAUGCUGACCUUCUAGGCAGAGUUGCAAAGAAAAAGCCAUAUCUCAGACUGGCCAAUAAAAAGAAAAGAUUAAGAUGGGCAGUCUAAGAUAUGGCUUUUUCUUUGCUACUCUGCCUAGAAGGUGAGCAUCCCGGAGUCGCGUCUGACACUGGUGUUUUGCGGGUACUAUUUAAUGAAGCUGCCAGGUGAGGACCUGUGACGUGCCUGUUUCUCAAACUAGACACUAAUGUAUUUGUCCUCUUGCUCAGUUGUGCACUGGGGCCUCCCACUGCUCUUUCUAUUCUGGUUAGAGCCAGUUUGCGCUGUUCUGUGAAUGUAGUAGUACACAGCAUUGUACGAGAUCUUCAGUUUCUUGGCAAUUUCUUGCAUGGAAUAGCCUUCAUUUCUCAGAACAAGAAUAGACUGACGAGUUUCAGAAGAAAGUUAUUUGUUUCUGGCCAUUUUGAGCCUGCAAUCGAACCCACAAUUGCUGAUGCUCCAGAUACUCAACUAGUCUCAAGAAGGCCAGUUUUAUUGCUUCUUUAAUCAGCACAACCGCUUUCAGCUGUGCUAACAUAAUUGCAAAAGGGUUUUCUAAUGAUCAAUUAGCCUUUUUAAAAUGAUAAACUUGGAUUAGCAAACACAACGUGCCAUUGGAACACAGGACUGAUGGUUGCUGAAAAUGGGCCUCUGUACCCCUACAGAGACCCAUGGGGCGGCGCACAAUUGGCCCAGCGUCGUCCAGGGUAGGGGAGGGAAUGGCCGGCAGGGAUGUAGCUCAGUUGGUAGAGCAUGGCGUUUGCAACGCCAGGGUUGUGGGUUCGAUUCCCACGGGGGGCCAGUAUGAUUUUUUAAAAUAAUAAUCUAUAAAAAAUGAUGUAUGUACUCACUAACUGUAAGUCGCUCUGGAUAAGAGUGUCUGCUAAAUGACAAAAAUGUAAAUGUAAAAAUCAGCCGUUUCCAGCUACAAUAGCCAUUUACAACAUUAACAAUGUCUACACUGUAUUUCUGAUCAAUUCUAUGUUAUUUUAAUGGCCUAUAAAAAAUUUACAAGGACAUUUCUAAGUGACCCGAAACUUUUGAUCGGUAGUGUAUGUACAAUUUGUGUUUGACGUUGACCUGAAACAAGAAAUUAUAUAAUGAAGAAUAUAUAUGUAUCUAAAAAUAGAAAAUACAAUUGAGAUCGAUUUUCCUAUCUCGAGGUUAAAUAAAAAUAUUACUAUAUUAAGUGCCAAAUAAAGUAACCGCGUUGACUGUAUCAGGGUUGAUGAUUUCAUCUUAAGUCAUCCAUGAAUCCCCUUGUGACACGGGGAAUGGAAGCUUGUUGUGUGCAACAGGGAGGGGCAAUUGAAUUCAAGCUUUACAAAAAAAAUUGCCUGUCUAUCUAUGGGUAACUGGGUUGAUGUGUUAUGCUCAACCCGCUAAGUUUUCUACCACAAAACACCAGAAAAUUGCCAAAAAGAGUAGAACCAGCUCACCUGCUUUUACACUGAUUUGACCAUUUACAUGUUGAAGAUGUUUCUCUGGAAAAAAAUAUUUGAAAAGGAUUAAUUUGCCCAUAUUAAAACGAGAGUUCAGUUCACGCAACAAGGUUGACCUUAAAAUGGACAGGUGUAAAUAAAUCACUAAUCACAUGAAAUAAAUAAUAAUCUUUAGAAAUGACUUUGUCAAAGCAACAAACUAACUAGGGCUUUACAAUGAUGGAGACAUUUGGGGUUAAAUGGGUUCAAAUCAAGUCACAGAGGGUGCACGGAGGGACGUCAACAUACUGCAUUUUGGCCUUUUAGCAAGUAUUUUUAUAUACAAAAUCUGUUUUAUUGAAUUCUCCAUGUGGUCUAUGUUAAAGGGCACUUCAUUUAAUAUAACAGGCUUUUCAAAAUGCAAUAUUGGUGUACAAUUUCUACUGACAUUUCAAAGAGACGCAAAAGGCACUCUUUUCGUGGAACGACCCAACUCUUCUUUUCUUCCUCUUCCCAUUUGAAGGAUCUGGGAUCAAACUGAAGAAAUGGUCAGAUAAAGCUGUGGUCUUCCAAGCCAGGAGGAAGGAGGCUUCCCCUGCAAAGACUUCCCGUCCUAAUGGUAAGCACAACAUUGGCAUUUAUUGUCAAAUCGUCUACUACUACAACCACAAAUAAUCUUAGACGAGAGACACCAUAGUCACAGACAUAAAAACACAAUUUCUUUAUGAUCACCUAUCUAUAUUGUUGUAAAAACACACCACUGUUUAGGCUACAUGAUUGAUCUCUCUAACCAUGUCUCGGUGUUGACCCCAGCCAGGAGAGAUGUGACUGUGGUUGCAUCCCCGAAAGAGAGGACCGGUAGCGACGUGUCCGGGGAAGAACUGUCCCCAGAGAGCGAUGGAGACGCCAAGUCAACCACAUCCAGCUCUGCCUCCUCCAUGUCAUCCAUAUUCUCAAAGUCUUCCAGAUCCUCCAAGUCCUCCACUCAGAAACAUAAACCAGGUCAGUCACGCAGAUAGCUCGCUCUCCAAAGCAAAGGCUGCAAUUAAUUAAGUAAACAAAAUCUAAGUGCAAGAAUAAUUCCAUGCACAGUAUUAUCAAGAGUGAGUUUGUCACCAGUUUUUUUUUUUUUUGCAUCCACACCUGUCUUUGCAAGAGACCUGUCUUUGCAAGAGCGUUCUGAACGAUGUCCCUUGUGUCGUUGUGUGUAGUGGUGAUCCCGGACUCGAGGAGGAUCCAGGCAGCUAGGAGGCAGCGUCAGAAGGCCAGAGCCCAGAAAGACUACUUCUCCCUGGGAAGGGAUGGGGAGAGCUCCCCCCGGAACCCAGACCACGAGGACCUGGAGGAACGCAGCGAUGAAGGUGAUGAGGAUAAGCCAGAUGACCAUGAGAGAAGGAUCAAGUUUGCCCCGCGGUCCAAAACCAUCAGGGAGAGGAUAGCAGAGAAGAUGGGUAAGAGAGGAGGGGAACAGAAUGGUCUAUGGUUUUGUUCUCUCGGAUGACAGUUUUAGCUUUUUUUUACUUACUUUUUUCUAACCAUUAGGCUAAUGCAUGGAUAAUAAACAGACAAUCUUUAAUCAAACCCCAGAAUGAUAUAUGCGUCGGUUAUAGAAAGUGGCGUGAGAGUUGUAGCUGAACUAACACUGAGUAUACCAAACAUUAGGAACACCUUCCUAAUAUUGAGUUGCACCCCCCCCCCCCCCCCUUUUGCCCUCAGAACAGCCUCAAUUCAUCAGGGCAUGGACUCUACAUGGUGUCGAAAGCGUUCCACUGGGAUGCUGGCCCAUGUUGACUCCAAUGCUUCCCACAGUUGUGUCAAGUUAGCUGGAUGUCCUUUGGGUGGUGGACCAUUGUUGAUGCACACGGGAAACUGUUGAGCGUGAAAAACCCAGCAGCAUUGCAGUUCUUGACACAAACCGGUGUGCCUGGCACCUACUACCAUACCCCGUUCAAAGGCAGUUAAAUAUUUUGUCUUGCCUAUUCACCCUCUGAAUGGCACAUACACAAUCCAUGUCUCAAUUGUGUCAAACCUUAAAAAUCCAUCUUUAACAUGUCUCCUCCCCUUCAUCUACACUGAUUUGAAGUGGAUUUAACAAGUGACAUCAAUAAGUGAUCAUAGCUUUCACCUGGUCAGUCUAUGUCAUGGAAAGGGCAGGUGUUCAAAAUGUUUUGUAUACUCGGUGUAAAUCACAGCUACUUUGACUGAGUGUAAAACAACUGAUUUCAGCACCAUGUUUUUAGUCCUUGUUGUGUUGGUACAGGAGGUAGUGAGUGUCUUUCUCGCUGUAUUUCUGUAUAUGGCUCUGUCGCUCACUCCCUGCUUGUGUUAAUACUGGAGGGAGUGAUGGUGAUGAUAGUGACUCUGACCAGGAAAGAGAGGAUAAUAACCUGUGGGAGGAGCAACAGAUUGGGAAGGGAGUCAAGUGACACCCUGGAGAACAGGUAAGAUACUGACCCCUCUACUUUCUAAGUCACAUACAAACACACAUCACUCAUCUCUCUCUCACGCCAUCACCUCACCGCCUCUACCUCAAUCACCUUACCACCUCUCUGUCUCUGUCUGUCUGUCCCUCCAGAGUCCAUCAGGCAGUGGCAGCAGUGGCUCUGUGAGGAUAAGCAGCAGCAGACGGAAACAGAGAGUCAACAUCCCAGAGUCUCUGCCUCCACAUGGUCAAGAAGAGGAUCACUGGGAAGUGAGUUCAUUCAUUUAUCCAUUCAUCUGUCUUUACAUUGGCCUCUCAAUACUAUAUACCUCAUGUACUCUAGCUGCAAAAUAGGAUGUUUGUCUAGUAAAUCAUCCUCCCUCCAUACCUCUCCCCCUCCUCUCCUCCCCCUCACCAGACUGUGUGAUCUGAGGGAGGUCCACAGGGCUCAUGAGGCAGACCUGAGGAGGAUGGAGGUGGACAUGGACAGCUCUAGAACCUCUCUGGAGAACCUGGAGAGUGGUUCCGCCGACCGCCAACUGCGGUUCUACCGCGCCACCAACGCCUACGUUCAGAACCUGGUGGAAUGUCUGAGAGAGAAGGUCAGAUAACAGAGGGCUUCUGGGUAACAGGAAGAGUCUGUUGGGAUGCUCUGGUGUUUUAUAAGUCUUUAAAAUGACAAGAAGAAGGACCUUGAGAUAUAAUGAGCGAAAAUUGAGGAAAACUAAACUUCCGGAGGACCUAUCAUCCUUUCACUCCCUCUACCUUCUCUUCCUCUGUAUCUGCUGCUAAAGCCACUUUCUAUUACUCUAAAUUUCAAGCUUCUGCCUCUUUUCCACCUUCUCCUCCCUCCUCAAUCCUCCACCUCCUCCCUUUGUCAACCACUUUGAAAAGAAGGUUGACGACAUCCGCUCCUCAUUCAGUCAGCCUAUUGAGUCCACUGGUCCCACUCAAACAGAACUACCCUACACCUUGACCUCUUUUUUCCUCUCUCCAGAUGAAAUCCUUUGACUAGUGAGGUCCGGCCGCCCGACAACCUGCUCGCUCGACCCCAUCCCCUCCAGACCAUCUCUGGAGACCUUCCCUCAUCCCUGGCCACUGACUGCGUCCCCUAUGUCUUCAAAAUGGGCAGAGUUGCUCCCCCUCAAGAAAACAACACUCAACCCCUCUGACAUCAAACUACAGACCUGUAUCCCUUAUUUCUUUCUUUUCUGACAUCCACUUGGCAACACGCAUCUCUGCGUGCCUGGCAGACAGCUUAGCUUGGAUGUCGGCCCACCACCUCAAGCUCAACUUUGACAAGACAGAGCUGCUCUUCCUCCCGGGAAAGACCUGCUCCGAGACCGAUCCAUCAUGGUUGACAACUCCACGGUGUCCCCCUCCCGGAGUGCAAAUAACUUUGGAGUGACCUUGGACAACACCCUGUCGUUCUCUGCAAACAUCAAAGCAGUGAAUCGUUCAUGCUCUACAACAAUUCCAUAGAGUAUGACGCUACCUCACACGGGAAGCGGCGCAGGUCCUAGUCUAAGCACUUGUCAUCUCCCAUCUGGACUACUGCAAUUCGCUGUUGGCUGGGCUCCCUGCUUGUGCCAUCAAACCCCUGCAACUUAUCCAGAACGCUGCAGCCCGCCUGGUGUUCAACCUUCCCAAGUUCUCCCAUGUCAACCCGCUCCUCCGCACACUCCACUGACUUCCAGUCGAAGCUCUCGCAUCCACUACAAGACCAUGGUACUUGCCUACGGAUCAGCAAGAGGAACUGCCCCUCCCUACCUUCAGGCUAUGCUCAACCCGAGUACUCCUCUCUUUGUCCUCCCUCCCCCUCAGCCCAGUCAAAGCUAUUCUCUGUAUCUUAAAGAGUGUCUUAAAUAAUAAUAAUCCCCCCCCCCCCCCCCCCCCCCCCCCUUUUUGUGAACUAACACUCGCACUUGACUCUUUCCCCCCCUACUAGCACUGACUUUGCUGAUAGCUACUUUGAGGAAAAAUGUACUUACUCUGAGAUAAAUGGUUGUGUAUGCUAAAUGGCUAAAAUGUAAUAAUGUAAACCUUGUGGUAAUCAGACAAUGUUAUUGAGGUGUGGGGGGGGUCACAUUUUAAAUGAAAUAAACAAAUAUGGAUUGAUCAUCCCUAGAUUGUGGAGAUCAAUAGUGUGGAGGUGGACAUGCACACUCUGCUGUCUGAACAGGCGGAGGCUCUGUUGUCAAGGAGACGAGAGGCCGUACAACAGGAGUCAUCUCGCCUGCAGCAGCUCAGCUGUGAGUCAUUCUUUGUGUGUCUGUGUGCAUAUACUCUGAUUGUGUGGUCCCAGUCAGUGAAAAGGCGGAAUGUGAACUUUCUACCAUAGUUCACCUCCUCACACAGUUGAUCUGUUUAUUUUUUAUUAGCUGUAGUUGGGUGCAUUUAUAGACUAAUUCUCUCUCUAGAUGCCACUGAUCCACACUGUGAAGGAGAUUCAGGGGAAAGUGUGAAUGAAAAACAGAAUAAAAUGUGAGUGGGAAUAUUCCCUUUAGUACUUCCUGACACAUCACAUCGCUUUAGCUUUUAGAUUAAUUCCUUAAUUCCUCACUGCAUCCUGAUGUACUCUAUGAUAUGAUUGUCUCUCCAUCCAGUGAGCCAGGUGAGAAAGACUAUGGUAGCCUGCCGGCCGACAGCGAGCUUUCACCUAAGGAAGAGGCAGAACUGCAGAAGGGGAGAGGUGAGGAUUGUAGCUGUCCUGGGCGAGGACAAAUGUCCUCCACUUACCAAACGUGUUGGUGACACCUUGAUUUCAGCCCAGUAUUUUAUUUCCAAAUGGGUUUGUGUAAAGAAAAAUACAGAACACUUUUUUUAUCGAACAAUUUGCCAUUCUGUUCCUUACAGAGUUAGUUAGUGCUAGCUCUCUAAAGCACAGAAUUACAGACAGCGUUUUCCAUCAUGUCUAAUCCAGCGGAGAUCCUGAGCAGGUCCCAGGGGGUGUUCUGUGACGUGCAGGAGGACUUCUGGGAGGUGAAGAAGGUUCUGUCUCGCUUCGACGAGUGGAGAGGAGCCUUCUCCGAGUCCUACCACUCAGCCUACAUCAGCCUCUGUCUGCCCAAACUACUCAUCAGACACCAGCUCUUAGGCUGGAACCCCCUACAUGUAUGGUAUAUAUACACACACACACACAAACCUAACGCAAUGGUAAAUCUUAGCACUGGCAGUAACGCUAAUUGUAUUAACCAAAAUCAGUAAUGAAAAUUAGUACUGGAAGUCUGUGUUUUCAGGUUUAUAUCUGUUGACUGAGGGCUCAUUUGAAUUUCAAAUGUGUGUAAUUUGAGCGACUACCUCAUUGUCAUUUUCUCUCUGUGUAUCAGGCUGCAGGGGAGGACUUUGAUGCUCUGCCGUGGUGCUCUGCCGUGGAGACCGUCUGCCACGGACUGGGUUACCAGGAGGCAGAGCACACAGACCGGAAAACACUGCCUGCUAUCAUAGAGAAGACCCUGCUGCCCAAGAUACAAGGUCAACACAUAGACACACACACAACCUAUUGAUGUGUAUAUCACUCCCCUUUCAAAGUUGUCAUGGGUGUCCCUGUGAUUUUACUGAGGUGUGUCUCACUUUAAUGUGUCCUCCUCCCAGGUUUUGUGGAGUUAGUGUGGGACCCUCUGUCCAGCCGUCAGUCGGUGUGUCUGUCUGAGCUGUGUCGCAGGCUGCAGGACGACUACUCUCUGUUUGAGGGAGAGCAGAGCAAACCAGUCAAGGUAACAGUUAAAACUGCUUCCACAGUGCAGAGCCCGCACUCUAGCGGUAAUGCUCCCAGCCAGUCACAUUUACUACUCCCCAAAUGUAAAAAAUAUAUACUACUAAUAAAAAAUUGCGUCCACAGACAAUCCAACAUUCGGACCAUACUCUAUUCAUGGUUCUAGUCACAAAGAUUGCCAACCAGAAAGUUGACUGGCUGUAGUCACAAAAUGGGAGAACACCUUUUUGAAACCUAACUACUACCUGUGAGUGUGUCAGAAUUUAAAUAAGUCCUGUUCACUCUCUGUCCCUGUCCUGUCCCCUGCCAGGCUUUUGUAGAAGCAGUGAGUGGCAGAUUGGGGAGUUCAGUGGAUGAUGACAUCUUCAUUCCUCACUACCCUAAGAAGUGAGUGAAUUCACCAGUUAUCUCAACACUUAGAGGAUAUGUGAUUCUUUAAGUAGUUACUGGAAUUCAUGUGUUUAUACCAAGCUUGUCAUACCGUAGCUCACAGUACUUUACCAUAACUGCCUGGUGCUUUGGCAGGUUUUUAGACGACAAGUCUUCUCCACAGAGGAGGUCCGGAGACCAGCAGUUCUGGACAGCUAUGAAGGUACGUAACAACACUCAGUUUAAAGAUGAUUUUCAACGAUGCGUUUUCUAAGAGAGGGGUAUAGUGGACUGUAGUGAGUGACCAUGUGGCUCAGUUAGCCCAUUACCACUUCUACCAAUAAUCAAGUCCAGUCAAGAGAGAGUGCUUUCGUCACAGCUCCUUGUGUGCUGGCAUGUGCAGCUAUCCCCUGCCUUUACUGCGUGGUCUCUCUAGCCAUUUCUGUAACAUCCAAUGCAUUGCUUUAGUGGUGUUUCUAUCUUGUAUAUUAGCUCCUAGGUAACAUGGGCCAGUGGGAUGGUUUGAUACCUGAACACGCUCUAAAGGAGCUGAUGUUGGACAAACUCCUGAACCGCUACCUUAUGACGACGCUACUCAACGAGACCCAAUCUCAGGACUCUGUCAAUAAAUGUAAAAAGGUGUGUAGGUGAAUUGCAUGUGUCUAAUGUUAAUGUAUUGUCUAUGGGGGUUUCAAGGUGUUUGCUAGGGGAAUAAUUGCUCUGCUGUCUUCAAUAUGGCUCAGUUUAGUGGUGUCAUCUUCAAGUUUUUCUCAAAUUAACUGAGAUUUAUCUCUCUCUCUCAUCUUUCUCGCUGAGCAGGUUGCGGCGUGUUUUCCUCAGUCCUGGUUUAAAGACGUGAGCUCCUGUCCCUCUCAGCUGAAGUCCUUCAGUGAUCACCUCCUCCAGGCUGCCCAUUCAGUCUACAAACAGCAGCCUGACCACCCCAACACACGGUAGCACUGCCUACCUACCUCAAAUAUACUUUUACGAUAGGUAUAAUCAUGUGACAUGGUCAGGAUAGUGUUUUGAUGUUAAUGUAUGUAAUGUGGUUUCUAUUUCCUGUAGGGCCGUGGUGAGCGAUGUGCUGACUGUUCUGGGAAGCAUCAAGGCCUGGGACAAGGUGUCGACGAUAUCAGACAAAUACCUGUCCUAGUGUGGCCUAUUGUGUCAACCAUACAUCAUGUCAUAUU